AUGGACGAGAAGCCCACGCCACGGGACACUGACGUCCCUGGCGGCUUCCCCGAGACGCCUAGUCUUGCCCCGACCAGUGGCCGUCCUACGCCGAUGGCAUUGUCCAGUCACGACCAGCACAACUAUCAGAAUGCCGCAAACACACAAUCCAGUCAGAUUACCCGGACCGGCACAAGUUACUUUGCCACGACAUCGCGUGUCCGCGACGACACUUCUUCUUCUACUGUAACGCUUUCUGGCAACGGUGUUGCGGUUUCGGGUAGUCGCAGGGCUUCGCGAGUAGAAGAUUUGUCGGAAAAGCAUGUCCCAAUCGAUGAUGAUUCGACGCCAUCCUCUCCCUCCGCAAACGCUCUAUCGCCUACGGAUAGUAUGCAUUUUGCGCCUCUCAAGACCCAUGCCAGCAACACCAAACGGCCAGAUGCCCGCAGACAAGGAAGCAAUUUGACCGAAGAUGACCUUUUCCGAGUGUUGUCUCGCCGUCGUACCAAUGCUACGCACCAGUCAGAUGCUGAGCAGGAAGAGGAGCAGCAAGAGGUUGAACGUCUCAUGUCUCGGAUAUUUGGUCGAGCUCGACAAGAACAGAGUGAGGAAGAGAAAACACGGCAUAGCGGAGUUGUUUUCCGCGAUCUCACGGUCAAAGGUGUCGGUCUCGGGGCCAGCUUACAGCCCACGAUUGGAGACAUCUUCCUCGGAUUCCCCCGAAAGAUCAAGAUGCUUUUCACUCGAGGGCCUAAGGCUGCAUUCGCAAAGCCCCCGGUCAGGGAGCUCAUCAGUCAUUUCGAUGGUUGUGUACGCCCUGGAGAGCUUCUUCUUGUUCUUGGUCGUCCAGGCUCAGGAUGUAGCACUUUCCUCAAGGCAUUCUGCAAUCAAAGGGCAGGGUUCCAGGCUAUUGAAGGAGAUGUCACUUAUGGAGGCGCCCCGGCUGAGGAGAUGAGCAAAAGAUUUCGCGGAGAAAUCAUCUACAACCCAGAAGACGACCUCCACUACCCAACCCUGACCGUCAAGAGAACCCUCAACUUCGCUCUUGAGACUCGAACCCCUGGCAAGGAAUCAAGACUUGACGGAGAGAGCAGGAAGGACUACAUCGAGGAGUUCAUGCGAGUUGCCACGAAACUCUUUUGGAUCGAGCAUACCUUGGGCACCAAGGUUGGAAACGAGUAUGUGAGAGGUGUAUCGGGUGGCGAAAGAAAGCGUGUCAGUAUCGCAGAAGCCAUGAUUACUCGCGCAUCCGUUCAAGGGUGGGACAACUCAAGCAAAGGCCUCGAUGCCAGUACUGCCGUGGAGUACGUCCGAUCGAUUCGGGCCAUGACAAACAUGGCAGAGAUAUCAACGGCCGUGUCGCUUUACCAAGCCGGCGAGUCUUUAUAUGAUCUUGUCGACAAAGUGCUCCUCAUCGACGAGGGCAAGUGUCUUUAUUAUGGACCCUCGGAAUCCGCAAAGCAGUACUUCAUUGACCUCGGCUUCGAGUGCCCAGACCGGUGGACAACUGCAGACUUCUUGACUUCGGUGACCGAUGAGCAUGAGCGCCAUAUUCGGGAUGGCUACGAGUCCCGAAUUCCAAGAACCCCCGAGGAGUUUGAUUGGGCAUAUAGGAAUAGCGAGGCCUACAGGAGAAACAUCCAAGAUGUGGAAGAGUUUGAGUCUCAGCUUGCACAGCAAAUCGAGAGCCGCCGCCAGAACGAAUCGAAGAAAACAGAGACCAAGAACUACGAGAUUCCCUUCCACAAGCAGGUCAUCUACUGCACCAAGCGCCAGUUCAUGGUUAUGGCCGGAGAUCGAGCGUCCCUCUUUGGUAAGUGGGGCGGACUGGUGUUCCAAGGUCUUAUCGUGGGCAGUUUGUUCUACAACCUUCCGAAUACCGCUGCCGGAGCAUUCCCCCGCGGAGGAACCUUGUUCUUCCUGCUUCUCUUCAACGCCUUACUAGCACUGGCCGAGCAAUCCGCAGCAUUCGAAUCGAAACCCAUCCUGCUCAAGCACAAGUCCUUCUCUUUCUACCGCCCAGCAGCUUUUGCCAUUGCACAAACUGUAGUGGACGUGCCGCUCGUCUUCAUCCAGGUUGUCCUCUUCAACAUCAUCAUCUACUGGAUGUCCAACCUUGCCAGGACUGCGUCACAGUUCUUCAUCGCCACCCUCAUUCUCUGGUUGGUUACCAUGGUCACCUAUGCUUUCUUCCGUGCAAUCUCAGCUUGGUGCAAGACCUUGGACGAUGCUACACGAUUCACCGGCAUAUCUGUUCAGAUCGUCAUCGUUUACACAGGCUACCUUAUCCCACCAACUUCGAUGCGCCCCUGGUUUGGGUGGCUGCGAUGGAUCAACUGGAUCCAGUACGGCUUCGAGUGUCUCAUGUCUAAUGAGUUUUACGACCGAGAGCUGCAAUGCGUCCCGCCUUACCUCGUUCCUCAAGGACCCAACGCCUCGCCGGCGUACCAAGGCUGUGCGCUUGCUGGAAGCCCACCGGGUCAGACGAUUGUACCCGGCUCCAGUUACAUUGAAGCUUCAUUCACGUAUUCUCGUUCUCACCUAUGGCGGAAUUUCGGCUUCCUAUGGGCCUUCUUCUUCGUCUUUGUAGUCCUCACAGCCUUGGGCAUGGAGCACAUGAAGCCGAACACUGGUGGCGGCGCUAUUACCGUUUACAAGCGUGGGCAAGUCCCCAAGAAGGUGGAGAAUAACAUCGCCGCGGGCGGGCGUGGCAAGAAGGGUGAUGAGGAAUCAGGCGAAGCCAACAACAGUACGCAAACGAUGACAGCCGACACUGCGAAGAAAGAGAAGAGCGACGAGGACACCAUGAAGCAAGUAGCUCGGAAUGAGACCGUCUUCACCUUCCGCAAUGUCAAGUACGUUAUACCUUUCGAGAAGGGAGAGCGCACGCUUCUGGAUGAUGUCCAAGGUUACGUCCGUCCUGGAAAACUCACUGCGCUCAUGGGUGCCUCCGGUGCUGGUAAGACGACUCUGCUGAAUGCCCUGGCUCAACGCCUCACCUUUGGCAAAGUCACUGGGGAGUUCCUGGUCGAUGCUCGACCACUGCCCAAGUCCUUCCAGAGAGCUACUGGCUAUGCUGAGCAGAUGGAUGUGCAUGAACCUUCGGCGACGGUUCGAGAAGCUCUUCAGUUCUCAGCGCUAUUGCGCCAACCCCGAGAAGUAUCUAAGAAGGAGAAGUUCGAUUACUGUGAAACUAUCAUUGAUCUCCUUGAGAUGCGCGAUAUCGCCGGGGCAACAAUUGGCAAAGUUGGCGAGGGCCUGAAUGCCGAACAGCGAAAAAGACUCACCAUUGGAGUAGAGCUGGCUUCGAAGCCUGAGCUCCUCAUGUUCUUGGACGAGCCUACUUCUGGUUUGGAUUCUGGAGCCGCUUUCAACAUUGUCCGAUUCUUGCGCAAGCUGGCAGACGCUGGUCAAGCCGUACUGUGCACCAUUCACCAGCCGUCGGCCGUGUUGUUCGAGGAAUUCGACGAGCUGUUACUUCUCAAGGCCGGCGGCCGAGUUGCGUACAAUGGCCCGCUUGGUCAAGACAGCCAAGAACUGAUUCAGUACUUUGAGUCAAACGGCGCUCACAAGUGCCCUCCGAGCAGCAAUCCAGCCGAGUACAUGCUGGAGGCAAUCGGUGCCGGUGACCCGAACUACAAAGGCAAGGAUUGGGGAGAUGUCUGGGCGCAGUCGAAGCACAUGGAACAGAGAUCCCGAGACAUUGACGAGAUACUGGCCAAGAGGAAGGAUGUCGAGCCCUCGAAGAGCCUCAAGGACGACCGUGAAUACGCCAUGCCAUUAACGACUCAAACGGUGGCAGUGGUCAAGCGGUCGUUCACUGCCUACUGGCGCACGCCCAACUACAUCGUCGGAAAGUUCAUGUUACACAUCUUGACAGGUCUAUUCAACUGCUUCACCUUUUACAAGAUCGGCUACGCAUCCGUCGACUACCAGAACCGGCUCUUCUCAAUCUUCAUGACCCUGACGAUUAGUCCCCCGCUCAUCCAGCAAUUGCAGCCCGUGUUCCUUCAAUCCCGCCAGAUUUUCCAGUCGCGCGAGAACAAUGCAAAGAUUUACAGCUGGUUUGCUUGGACGACAGCUGCCGUUCUCGUCGAGAUUCCCUACGCUAUUGUCGCCGGAGGCAUCUACUUCAACUGCUGGUGGUGGGGCGUUUUCGGAUGGCGUCUUCCCGGCUUCAACUCCGGCUUUGCAUUCCUCUUGGUCAUCCUUUUCGAGCUGUACUACGUGAGCUUUGGCCAGGCGAUCGCCGCAUUCGCCCCCAAUGAGCUUCUCGCGUCUCUCUUGGUUCCCAUCUUCUUCCUCUUCGUCGUCAGUUUCUGCGGUGUGGUUGUGCCCGCGGCCCAACUUCCUACGUUCUGGAGAGCUUGGAUGUACUGGCUUACACCUUUCCACUACCUGCUGGAAGCCUUCCUCGGAGUCGCCAUUCAUGACCAGCCUGUCCAGUGCGAGUCCGGCGAGUUUGCCAGAUACCAGCCGCCUCCCAACCUGUCCUGCGAAGACUACACCGCGCCUUAUAUCCAGCAGGCGGGUGGUUACGUUCAGACCGGAGAUGGGGGUGUUUGCGAAUUCUGCCAGUAUGCGACGGGUGAUGAAUUCGGUGCAGGUUUCAGCGUUUACUACAGCAAUAUCUGGCGGGACUUUGGCAUCUUCUGCGGGUUUAUCGUCUUCAAUUACGCCGUGGUCUAUGUCGGAACCUGGCUCAGGUUCAAGGGGAAGAAUCCCUUCAAGAAGAUCAUGAUGAAAAAGGGCGGCAGUAAUUAA
This is a messenger RNA of Colletotrichum phormii, 4743 nucleotides long. RefSeq names its product ABC-2 type transporter. Bases 1 to 4743 code for a protein of 1580 amino acids. Gene Ontology annotation, cellular component: membrane. The record is from RefSeq and is a predicted model, not a curated record. NCBI's taxonomy places the organism in Eukaryota, Fungi, Ascomycota, Sordariomycetes, Glomerellales, Glomerellaceae. The transcript is spliced from 2 exons. Gene Ontology annotation, molecular function: ATP hydrolysis activity; ABC-type transporter activity; ATP binding. Gene Ontology annotation, biological process: transmembrane transport.